Daldinia caldariorum is the source of this 2489-nucleotide messenger RNA. Its product is annotated as isocitrate dehydrogenase NADP-dependent. The transcript is spliced from 3 exons. Lineage: Eukaryota; Fungi; Ascomycota; Sordariomycetes; Xylariales; Hypoxylaceae. Bases 625 to 2007 code for a protein of 460 amino acids. Gene Ontology annotation, biological process: isocitrate metabolic process. Gene Ontology annotation, molecular function: isocitrate dehydrogenase (NADP+) activity; NAD binding; magnesium ion binding. The record is from RefSeq and is a predicted model, not a curated record. Gene Ontology annotation, cellular component: mitochondrion.
UACGGAAAUAAAUCUUACUUAAUCAUACGUUAGAUACCCACCUGCCCAUGUCUUAUGAUGUGCCUAAACCGGCAGACCGGGUAGGGUACAUACAUACGAGGUAGUACAUGCUCAUGUACGAAAUGUAUGCAUCUCCCUUCUCCGCGAAUCGGCAAAAUGUGGGGGACCAGGUACCACCUAACGGCAAGCUAUGAUUGGUGAAUUCCCCUCAUCUUUGAAUUUUUGCCUUUGGUAUCCAUACGACCCUGCGUAAUACGGCAACCACCACGCAAAACGUGUAAUGUGUAGGUAAUGCGGUAUAUGAGGUAGGAGGUACCUCCCGGAAUUCUCCAACAAAACAUCGGCAUUGUGGCAUCAUUUUCGUCAGUUAUUUAAACUUCAAGCCCGUCCCAUUACGCAAAACGUUCCUCAGCCCCGGGACCCAUCUUAAGGUUAGCCGAAUCGCCUCGUCUUUGAGUUUUGUCCCUAAGCUUUUCUUGUUUUUUGCUUCUCCUUUUUUCCCCUCGGCUUUCUAACCCUUAGUCUUAGCUUCUACCCUAAUAGCCACGCCGUCAUUCCCGACGUCCGUGCCGUACCUUAUUCGUUCACCUAUAAAUCGUAUGCGCCGAGAGUCUCAUAUUCACCAUGAGCGCAACCUUUUCAUCCGCGGCCCGUUGCAUUCGGCCGUCCGUCUUUUACAGAUCGGCGAGGCCGUUUAUUAGAUCGUCCCCAAUCACAGUUAAACCGGUAGUGCCGGUGGCGCUUUUCCACCAAACCAGAUUGAACAUGGCUGCCCAGAAGAUCAAGGUUAAGAAUCCCGUCGUGGAGCUCGAUGGUGAUGAGAUGACAAGGGUUAUCUGGAAGGUCAUCAAAGAUAAAUUCAUCUUCCCUUAUCUUGAUAUCGAUAUAAAGUACUACGACUUAGGAUUGGAGUACCGUGACGAGACCAACGACCAAGUCACCCUUGACGCUGCCGAGGCCAUUAAGAAGUACUCGGUUGGUAUCAAGUGCGCCACCAUCACCCCCGACGAGGCCCGUGUGAAGGAAUUCAACCUAAAGCAGAUGUGGCUUUCCCCUAACGGUACGAUUCGCAACGCUCUCGGUGGUACCGUCUUCCGCGAGCCUAUUGUCAUCCCCCGUAUCCCGCGAUUAGUGCAAGGAUGGAAGAAACCCAUCAUCAUCGGUCGUCACGCCUUCGGCGACCAGUACCGAGCUAAGGACAAAGUCAUCCCGGGUCCCGGUAAAUUGAGCAUGGUAUAUACCCCCGAGGGUGGUGAGCCCGAGGAGAUUGAGGUCUUCCAGUUCAAGGAGGGCGGCGGUGUCGCACAGACACAGUACAACACUACUGAGAGCAUCAGGGGUUUCGCGCAUGCCAGCUUCAAGCUAGCUCUUGACAAGGUUUUACCCCUGUACAUGAGCACCAAGAACACCAUCCUUAAGAAGUACGACGGCAGGUUCAGGGAUAUCUUCCAGGAGCUGUACGAGACUGAGUACAAGAAGGAAUUCGAGGCCAAGGGAAUUUGGUACGAGCACCGUCUGAUUGAUGACAUGGUCGCUCAAAUGAUCAAGAGUACCGGCGGUUACAUCAUGGCGCUAAAGAACUACGACGGCGAUGUCCAAUCCGAUAUUGUGGCCCAGGGUUUCGGCUCUCUUGGUCUUAUGACUUCGGUCCUCAUCACCCCCGACGGCAACACGUUCGAAUCCGAAGCUGCGCACGGCACGGUCACACGACACUACCGCGAAUACCAGAAAGGUCGUGAGACCUCGACAAACCCGAUCGCCAGCAUUUUCGCGUGGACCCGAGGUCUUUCGCAGCGCGGAAAGCUAGACGACACCCCUGAAUUGAUGGCCUACGCAGAAAGCCUCGAGAAGGCGUGCGUUGACACCGUUGACAUUGACGGCAUCAUGACCAAGGACUUGGCGCUCGCAUGCGGCAAGACGGCCCGCGAGGAUCACGUUACUACGAGCGAAUACUUGGACGCGGUUGAGAAGCGCUUGAAGAACAUCCUCAAGGAGAAGAACCUAUAAAUGAGAGAGAAAAGGGGGGGAACGUUCGAAGAAAUAAGUAAAAGGUGGACAGAUAUAAUCAGACAAUCUAGACAAGUUCUGGGUUCUGGGGAAGACCCGAGCGACGCGGGGAAGUGCGGACAGACACGGCCCCAUACUUUCCUCUCAGGGGGAAAAGCUUCCCUACCUUGGAGAGAUAUAAGAUGACUCUGCAUAUGGUCGGUCCCCCUUAGCUCUGGUGCUCCUGGGUAAUGAUUGUUCAAGAUGGGGCGAAUUAGACACCUAGGUAAGGUACAUAUGUAAAUAGCAUGCUGGCAUUUUCUGCGUGAAAUAGGAAGAAGCAUUGGGACAAGAUAAUUGAUCGGUUUUAAAUGCUGCCCUAACUCCUUUUGUGUUUGCGUAAGAUUCGCACAUUGACUCUUACCCGGCUUUUGCAAUUAAAAAGUGGAACAUCAUAUAUAUUAAUUAACUAAUGAAAUGUUCAAAGUUACCUCACAUAUCAC